This is a messenger RNA of Drosophila grimshawi, 1050 nucleotides long. RefSeq lists its product as uncharacterized. Lineage: Eukaryota; Metazoa; Arthropoda; Insecta; Diptera; Drosophilidae. The record is from RefSeq and is a predicted model, not a curated record. Gene Ontology annotation, cellular component: extracellular matrix. Bases 92 to 904 code for a protein of 270 amino acids. The transcript has 3 exons.
GUGGGACGUGUGUGCAUUUAAUAACGAUCGGUAACCAAAAGUGAAGUGUAACUCAGCAAAAAGGCAACGCAAACAAACCACUCGUAUAACAAUGCAGCUCUUGCUCGUGGUGGCCACGGUCGCGUUUUGUGGAGUUGCUCAAGCGCAACAGGGCGUCGAUCCCGCCUAUUUGCGUCAGUAUUACCAGCAGUUGCAGCAGCAGCAGCAACAUCAGCCCUCCGAUGGCACGCCCAUCUAUGAGCAAAAUUCAGAGCAGACGCAGCAAUAUGUGAGCGCUGGACAACAGGUCAGGCUGAAGGAUACGGUCUCCGACCAGAUACGCGCCCAGCAGCAGCAGCAGCAGGGAGGAUAUGUGGCUCCAGCAGUUAGGGAUUAUGUGCAACAGCCGCAGUACCAGUCACAGGCCCAGCAGAGCGUCUAUCGCCAACAGCAGCCAGCUGCAGCGCCGCCUCGUCGCGUCCAGCAAGCUUACCAGUCUUCGUCGUCGCCGCUGCUCGGCAAAGGACAAUCGAAGCUGAAGCUGCAGCAGCAACAACAAUCCGAGGAGGAGGAGCAAUACGAUGAUCAAAACUCCUCGUACCAGUUUGGCUUCGAUGUGAAAGACGACGAGUUCACCAACUAUCAAAAUCGCAAGGAAGUUCGCGAUGGUGGGGUUAUCAAGGGCAGUUACUCUGUCGUCGAUUCGGAUGGUUUCAUUCGCACGGUCAAGUACACCGCUGAUCCCAAGGAGGGCUUCAAGGCGGAGGUCAUUAGAGAGCCCACCGAUAUUGUGGUCAAGAUUCCAACGCCAUCGCCACCAACGCAGCUGCUCCGAGCGGGUGGCCACAAGGCACAACAGGAGUACGGCCAGGCCAAGCAGCAGUAUCAGCACCAGCAGCAGCCGCAGUAUCAUCAGUACCAGUAAGGAGGAGAAGGAGGCUAACAUAUCAAAAUUAUACUUAUAUCCUCUUUGAAAGUUCCGCCAGACCAUGUAGUUUGUAAUUUCGUCGUCGACUCAAGCAGGCAAUGUUCAUAACAUUAUUCAGAUUCAUAUAUAUAUAUAAAUAUUCA